This is a messenger RNA of Pochonia chlamydosporia 170, 1089 nucleotides long. RefSeq names its product tubulin-specific chaperone c. NCBI's taxonomy places the organism in Eukaryota, Fungi, Ascomycota, Sordariomycetes, Hypocreales, Clavicipitaceae. Gene Ontology annotation, biological process: tubulin complex assembly; post-chaperonin tubulin folding pathway. The coding region runs from base 1 to 1089 and encodes 362 amino acids. Gene Ontology annotation, molecular function: tubulin binding. The transcript is spliced from 4 exons. The record is from RefSeq and is a predicted model, not a curated record. Gene Ontology annotation, cellular component: cytoplasm.
AUGGAUCCGAAACAGAAAUUCUAUCGCCAUUUCCAGGAUUGUGUGGCAGAGCUCCAAGACCAAAUAGAUGAGUUGGAGUCCGUGUCAGCUGUCGCAGGGGAACGGCAGGAAGCCAUCGACCAUGUCCUCGCUGGCAUAAGUAAGCUCCAGCACGAGGUCUCUGACGCAGCCGAGUUUACUCCCUCGUAUGAUCGGAAGCAGUACUCGGAUACCAUCAAGAGCCUCCAGGACAAGCUCAACGAGACUAUAGCCAAAAUCACACCCAGGUCCCGCUUCCAGUUUAAAAGAUCCAACGCCGGACCACACGUUGACAUGGGCGCGCCAGAAAACGACCCGCGCUUACAUCCAGGCAGCCUAUCUCGAAACACGCAGGGCCACGCGAAAGAUGAACGUCAAGAGGCAGUUGAGGGCGAUGACACAGUCGGCGAUCUCCCUUCCGCUGCAGCUAUUCGUGACUACAACGCCGAGCUUUCUCAACCGAGUACUCAAUACAUUAGGAAGCCUAGUUUCUCCAUGGCCAGAAAUAUUGGCAUUGCCAAUCAGUCAAAUCUGCAUAUUAUUCUGCCGCAAUCUGCAGCGAGAGCCACUGCAUCUGGUAGCUUAACCGAUUUGAGAGGAUGUAUCGUGGACAUGUCUGUUCCGACGGCACAAGGGAAGCCGUUUCCAGGCUUGGCAUUGAAGAAUAUUUCGCAUAGCCUAAUUAUUGCCGGACACGUCAACGGACCAGUGCACAUUACGGGCGUGUUAGAUAGUAUUAUUGUGGUUACGGCACGGCAAGUUCGUAUUCAUGAGUGCAGAAAUGUAGACAUCUAUCUACACUGUACUAGUCAUCCCAUCAUCGAGGAUUGCGCGGGCAUGAGGUUUGCUCAACUGCCCAAAUGUUAUGCAAUCCAAGGCGAGCCCGAGAAGGAGAACCAGUGGGACCAAGUUGAUGACUUCAAGUGGUUGAAGGCGGGACAGAGCCCGAAUUGGACGACGUUGUCAGACGCCGAGGUGUUGGAUGAGACGAUAUGGACCAAGGUCGUACCUGGACAACCAGGUAUGAGCGUUGAAGAGACUCUUGAAAAAGUUGGUAUACCUCGCCAUUGA